AUGAGAACAAUACUUGCUUUGAUUCUGCUAGUAUGGAUUCCGUCGUCUAAACAAAUCAAUCCACCAUUAGGAACGUCCAGUGUGACGUUUGUAUUCGAUGUCACUGGUUCUAUGCAUGACGAUCUUUUGCAAGUUAUUCAAGGCGCAACGCAUAUCUAUAAUGCAACUCUUCGACGAGAACAGUCAAUCUAUGACUAUAUUCUCAUUCCGUUUGCUGAUCCGGACGUUGGACCCGUAUUGAAAACACGUGAUUCGACACGCUUUCAACGUGGUCUACAGGAGCUGAUUGUACAAGGUGGUGGUGACUGUCCGGAAAUGACGAUAACAGCCAUUAAAUUAGCUUUGGAACAAUCAUUACCCAAUUCUUUCAUCUAUGUGUUUACAGAUGCUCGUUCAAAAGAUUAUAAGUUAGGUGAUAUUGUAUUGAAAUUGAUUCAAGAAAAGCAGAGUCAAGUUGUUUUUGUUAUGACUGGUGAUUGCGGUGAUCCAAAUCAUGUUGGCUAUCAGAUAUUUCAUAAAAUCGCUGCGACUAGUAGUGGACAAGUAUUUACUUUGCAUAAGAAACAAGUCAGCGAGAUUCUUAACUUUGUUCAAUACACGACUCAAACACGGAAAGUUAAUCUCUUGGUUAUCGAUCGAAUGAAGCGAAAUAAAGAAAAUUACAUACUGGCUGUUGAUUCGAAACUUGUAGAAUUUACAAUAUCAGUGAGUGGUUCAAAUCCGCAAGUGAUUCUAGUUGAUCCGACAAACAAAACAUUGAAUCCACGGGAUUGGUUUACCCGUCUUUUACGUCUGAAAGAGGUUUAUAUUCUCAAUAUUAAACAUCCGAUGAUUGGCCAAUGGCACAUUCAAGUAACAUCUUCAUCUGCACAUUCGAUUCGAAUCACAGGCCUCAGUCGAUUGACAUUUCGACAUGGGUUUUCAAUGGAUCCAACGAUAGAUUUGAUUCGAACACGGCGACAACCGAUUCAAGGUUCGCUAACUCAUCUAAUCGUGGAAGUCAACCAUAUGGAUGACAUCCGUCAUGCUGAACAGAUUGAAUUAGUCGAUCUAUUUGGUAAUGUUCUUGUGCAGGAACCUAUCCGAGUCAAUCCACAACUACCAACAUUCUAUUCUACGAUGAAUAAAUUCCAACCACCUGUUCACAGUUCGUUCUUCUAUAUUCGAUUAACUGGUAUUGACAGUGAUGGUCAUCGUUUUCAACGAUUGAGCUCAACAGCUUUAACAUCUUACGUCCCAUUGAAACCAGUUGUUAACGUCGAGAUGAAUUCUAUUCAGAUUCCAUCGAAUAUUCCAACAAAACUUCGAUGUCAUGUUCAAAGUCAACUUUCAUAUCAAGUGAAAUGGUUCAAGAACGGACAAUUGAUUUUAACAUCCAAUCAUCCUGCUGAUAUAACAACAGUCGAGUAUCCCAUCAAUCAACCAUUGGAAACUGAUGACGAAGGAUUGUAUCUUUGUAAUGCGACAAGUACAAGUGGUUUUGAUAUUGGAGAGAUUCAAGUUGAUGUACUCGCUGCACCGCCGGUGGUUCAGACUAUACCGUCAAAAUCUUUAUUUGCAUUGAUCAAUAGUACAGUGAUGAUUGACUGUCUUGUGCAACAAGAUACAAAGGAUUAUGAUCUAAUAUGGAAACAAGAUCUAUCUUCGUCGGUAUUAGUUGAACUACGAGAAGAUCGAACGAGUAUUUAUGAAAAUGGCACAUUAGAAAUCCGAGAAAUAUUUAGAAAUAUUCAAAAAUCGGACGAUGGAUCUGUUUUUGUCUGCGUAGUAAAGAAUGAAGGUGGCGAAACACAAGAACGAAUUACAAUACACGUCCAAGAAAUUCCACACGUUUAUAUAUAUCCUCAAACGAUUACAUAUUCACAUCAUUGGAACAUUACAUUGUCAUGUAUCGUUAUGAAUGGCAUACCUCGUCCAUUAUUGAUAUGGCGACGACAAAAUAAUGAGAAUCCAAUUGAACAGUCAUCAACGAUACGAAGUCAUAAUGGUGUAUUAAACAUUAUGACGGCAACCAAAGCUGAUGAAGGUUUCUACGAAUGUAUUGGAAGUAAUACUGCAGGAGAAGAUAUUAAAACAGCACAAUUGAUUUAUGCUGACCCACCGAUGGUAUCAACAGAUAAUUCUCAUAUACUUAUUUCUCCAGGAGACAAUGUCGAUUUGAUAUGUAAUGUUCCAGGUGAAACUUUUCCUGAUGUGAGAUGGUUUAAAUCGAAUGAAUUGGUCACUCGUCAUCGAACCAAUGAAAAUGGGUAUUUGGAAAUAAGAAAUGCUGUUGAGAACGAAGAUAGUGGAAAUUAUUCAUGUUUGGUUCAAAAUACUGUCGGAUCAUCGUCAGUAUCGAUUCGGCUCGACAUUGGACUUAAACCAACAAUAAAUAUUCCCAAAGACUCCAUUCAAGUUGAAGUCGGAGAACAAAUUGAACUCUUCUGCGAUAUAUAUGGCGUUCCCAAACCUCAAAUAGUCUGGUUUCAUAACAAAACACAUCGUCUAUUGGAUCAGAAUGAUCGAACGGAAGUUCUAAUUGUCAAUGCUCAAGAACAUCAUGCAGGCGUUUAUACAUGUCUGGCUAUGAAUUUGUUUGGCAACACGAGUGCUGAUAUUUAUUUAAAUGUGACAAUGAUUCCACGUUUCACUUUCGAAGCGCAAAGAUUUCUCAAUGGAAUAAUAUCGAAACCAUUGCUGCUACCUUGUAACCAUAUUGGUUUACCAAAACCAACGGUGAAAUGGUUCAAAGAUGAUCAAGAAUUAGUUGUCGAAGAGAAUAGAAUGAUGAUCGAUUCGACAGGUUCAUUAAAUAUCAAUUCAUUGGAUACCGGAGAUCGUGGUUCAUUUAUCUGUGAGAUUAGUAAUGUAAUUGGACAUGCAAAACAGCAGUAUCAAGUCGAUGUUUACGAGCCGCCUAGUUCAGCAGAUGAUUUCGCUGAACGUGAACUCGACGUCAAUGUUUACGACUCAGUUCUACUUCCUUGCUCGGUUACUGCUCAUCCGCCUCCCAUCAUCACUUGGUUUCGUCAAAACAUUCCAAUAGAUCCCAAUGAUGAUAUCAAUACGUAUCUCCAUGAAAAUGGUUCCUUAGAAAUUCGAAAAGCCGAACUGGUCUAUAACGAUCAAUAUCAUUGCACAGCCACAAAUCCAGCUGGAACGAUUACUCAUCACGUUAAGCUAAGCAUCAAUAUUCCACCUUCAAUUACUGGUGCGGAAGAAGAAACAUUCGUUCAAGCACCAGUGAAUACGUCUAUUACUCUGAUUUGUCCAACUAUUGGCACGCCACAGCCGGCUAUUCAAUGGUUCAAAGCUGGUCGUCAACUGCCAAUUUUUGAUAUCAAUGAUCAAUAUAUCAUACCAAGUAUCAAACCAAUCGAUGAAGGAAUGUAUCGUUGUGUAGCGACAAACAAAGCUGGAUCAGCUCAACGUCUAUUCAAUGUAUCUGUUUAUCUAUCACCUUAUUUUGAAAAUCAAUCGGAAAAUCAUACUCGUCUUCAAAAGAAAUCUGCUAUCAUUAACCAUACAUUAGUUUUAAUAUGUCCAGCUAUUGGUUUACCAAAACCAAAAAUCCAAUGGUUCUAUAAUGGACACGAUAUUUCAUCGAAUAAAAAACAUAUUUAUAUGAAACACAAUGGAAAAAAAUUGAUUAUAACUAGAAUCAAAUCGGAAGACGAAGGUCGAUAUGUUUGUCAAGCAACAAAUACCAUUGGAUCAAUCGAUAUCGUUUACGAUGUUAAUGUGAUGGUUCCUCCGAAGUUUACGCAUGACAACAACGGCAUAUUUGCAAAAGAGCAGUUCUAUAAAGCUGGCGAGUACUUGCGUUUACCUUGUUCGGCAGAAGGAAAACCAAUUCCUAAGAGACGAUGGUUUUUCAACGGAAGGAGUCUUGUUGAUCUAGCUCGUAUUCGAACUGUCUACGAUGGUCUAUAUAUUGAAAUUGAACAUGUAACAUUGAACGAUGCUGGUCGUUAUACAUGUACUGUUGAAAAUCCGGCAGGCCGAGCUGAAAAUCAUAUUGAUGUCGAUGUCGCAGUUCCUCCAAUAUUUAAUGACUCUUUAACACAAGUGAAAUUGCACGCGUUGAUUAAUUCAUCGGUUUCAUUACCUUGCUCUGUAUAUGGCUUUCCAAAACCUAGUGUCACAUGGUCAUUCGAAACUAAUACUGUUUUGGAACCAGAACGUGAAGAGGAAUAUGUUAUCGAUCAUGUUCAAGCCAAUCAUACAGGCAUCUAUGAAUGUACAGCAAAGAACAGAGCUGGUGAAAUUCGAAAACGGUUUUUAUUAGAAGCUUAUGCACCACCGUCUAUAAAUAUGAACAAUGAAACUAAUCGUUUGAUUAUUCGUCGCAAUGGAAGUUUACAUCUUCAAUGUCCAACCAGUGGACAUCCAAUUCCAAUUACUCGUUGGUUUAAGAAUGAAAUCGAAAUGUAUGGAAUUGAGAAAGAAUUGAUAAUUCCUGCAGUUGACAGGCAAGAUGCUGGACUCUAUUCAUGCUUAGUUUCGAAUAAUAUCGGUACCGAUCGUCGAUAUUUUAACAUUAUCAUUUCUGGACCACCGGAAAUUCUCCGCAGUCAUAUCAACACUCAUCCAAGUGUUGUUCGUGGCUCAUCGAUAACUCUUUCGUGUCCUUAUACUACCGAACGUUCAUCACUGAUUACAAUUAUAAAUACGACGUGGAUUCCACCUUCGUUUCAAACUGAACACGAAUUGACUCGGCAAUUGUUACAACUAAAUGAUAAUCAAUUGAUUAUACCCAACGUACAAAUUGAAGAUGGUCAAAUCUGGAAAUGUAUCGUUGCGAAUGAAUAUGGUUCUGAUUCACUUGAAUUUCAAUUAGAAGUCUUGGUCCCACCUGACAUUGUUCAUGAAGAAACAGAAGAGUUGUUUCAAGUUGAAAGUAAUCAUACCGUUCAACUGACGUGUCAAACAUUCGCACAUCCACCAGCCACUAUCGAAUGGCGUAAAAAUGGCCUUGCAAUCGAUCGUACUAAAUAUUUAAUAACGAAGAUCAAUCACACAGAAAUUCUUCAAGUAGCAGUCAAUAACGAACACGAUGGUGGAACGUAUACUUGCAUAGCAUCGAAUUCGAUUGGCAAAAGUGAAAAACAAUUUUUAGUCGAUAUACUUCUUCCACCAACAUUCGAUUACGUUCCCACAAGUCGACAUAAGAUUCAAUUGAAUCGUACCUAUACAUUACCGUGCUUAGUCAAAGGUAUGCCAAGACCAACGAUUAAAUGGUUGAAGAAUGGAAAAAAGUUUGAUAUUGAUAACAAACGAGUAGAAUUAUUUCGAGAUGAUCAGUAUCUCGAAAUUCGAUAUGUGAACGAACGUGAUGCAGGAAAUUAUACAUGUAUCGCUGAAAAUAUAGCAGGAAAAGCUAAACAUCGAGUAGAAUUACAAGUUUUGGUUCCACCACGAUUCGGAAAUGAUCAAACAAAUAUCGAGGCUAUUUUCAAUUCGACAAUCAAUUUAACUUGUACAACGUAUGGAAAUCCGAAACCAAUCAUUGUUUGGUUGAAAGAAGGUCGUCAUCUGCAGUACGGCAGUCAUUAUCUACCUGUAGCACUUUCAUCUAUACAAAACGAUGGACGAAUGAUUUAUACAUGCAUUGCAUCGAAUGAGGCAGGAAAUAUCGAACAACACUAUCGAAUCAAUCGACUAGUACCGCCGAUGAUCGAGUCGAUAUCGAUUGCUCCAACGGCAACGCCCAUUGCUGGAAAUCACUUUACUUUGGACUGUAAUGCAAAUGGUAUACCUGAACCAGUGAUAUCUUGGUAUUUUAAUAAUCAACGAUUAUCAUCAGGACAUAAUCGGUAUUACCAAGUCAUUCGUGCUUCAUUGAAUGAUACAGGAAUAUACACAUGUCUGGCAGAAAAUAAGAUUGGUUCAACAAAAAAAGAUAUCGAAAUCAAUAUUCUCCUACCGCCAGCAAUAUUGAACAAUGGGCCAAUGAUAAAUGAAAUAACAAAAUUAAAAGGCGAAUCUUUAAUUUUAACUUGUUUACUUCAUGCUGUUCCAUUGCCUACGAUAGUCUGGACGAAAAAUGAUCAAAUUCUAUCUGAUUUUGAAAGAAUAUCAAUUAGAGAUUCGAAUAUGAAGUUAUACAUCGAAAAUAUCUCUUUGAUCGAUCGUGGUCGGUAUCAAUGUCAUGCCGAAAACUUAGCUGGUCGUUCUCAACAGAUAUUUGACAUUCAAGUUUACGCACCACCGGAAGUUCAAUUAGCAAAUAUUAAUCGAAAUCCGUACGUCAUCCUUGGAAAGAAUAUUAUAUUAUCUUGUCAUGGAUUUGGUGUACCGGAGUUAAAUUAUCAGUGGUUCAAAGAUGAGAAGAACCUUGUCGAAUCCUACUCUUAUGCAAGAUUGUUAGGAAAUGGAGAUAAACUACAGAUUGAUUCGGCACAUUUGUCCGACGCAGGUUUCUACACGUGCCAUAUGUCGAAUGUAGCUGGUCAAUUGAAUUUAACUUAUCAGGUGGAUGUAUUCACACCACCGACCAUUGAUCGAUCAAAUUUGGUAGAGAUUUAUCAAGUAAAAUCGAAUCAAACGGCUCGUUUGGAAUGUCCAAUGCAUGGUAAACCAACUCCGAACAUAAUGUGGCUGAUGAAUGGUCGGGAUAUGAAAACCAACCAUGAACGAUACGAAUUACUCGAAGAAAAUCGUGUCUUGGUUAUUCAAUCAGUUAAUGUCAAUGAUCAUGCUCGUUAUACGUGUAUCGGUACAAAUAUUGCCGGCGAAUUGUCCAAUCAUAUUGAAUUGCAAAUUUUCGUUCCACCGGUAAUACAACGUGAACCAAAUGAAGAUAAUGUGACAGUCAUUCAACAUCAUCAUAUUGCAUUGACCUGCACAGCUAACGGAGAUCCAUGGCCUUCAGUAUCAUGGGAAAAAGAUGGUUUGCCCGUCGACCGAACUAGCGCGCGAUACAGAAUUGGUCCUGGUGGUUCACAGUUACUCAUUAUCCAAGCGGAUCCAACUCAAGCUGGAAUUUAUACAUGUUUAGCCUAUAGUAAAGCUGGUGAAGCCAAGCAACACUUUCGUUUGACAGUCUUAGUUCCUCCGCGAAUUCAACGAGAAAAUACAUCCUAUCUCGUUACUUCUCCAAAACCUAUUGAACUUCCUUGCCGUGUAAUUCAAGGACAUCCGAUUCCUAUCGUGAAAUGGUUCCAUAAUAACAUUGAAUUGAAUAUAAUCGAAGGUAGCGGUGAUUUCAAAUAUAAACUCACCUCGUUCAAUAGUUUAUUACUUCUUCAUACGACGAAACUCGAUCAUGGCAAAUAUCAAUGUUUGAUUAUGAACGAUGCUGGACAAGAUUUUAUCGAUCUGCAUUUGGAUGUGAAUGUUCCACCGAUAGUUACAGUUGAAAGCAGUGAAAUCAUUGGUAUUGUCAACAAACCUAUUACACUUAAUUGUCACGUAGAUGGUUACCCUCUUCCAUUUAUUUACUGGACUAAAUCUGGUCGUUCAAUCGAUACACAACCAGGCUUUCAAAUCUUGAAUAAUGGUUCAUUAAGGAUUCAUCAUUUACAAGUUCAACAUACGGGCUACUAUUUAUGUUGGGCGGAAAACCUUGUUCACCGAACACAUGCACAGAUUCGUUUAGAAGUUCAAGUUCCCCCUUCGAUUGAUCAAAUUGAACGACAUUAUACAGGUAUUAUUGGGCAAUCAGUGAAACUAUCUUGUCAAGCUAAUGGUAUUCCCAUACCGGUAAUAACUUGGCAUGGAAUAUAUAAUGUAUCGGGAACAGCUAUUGUUGAUUCAUUUGGGAAUCUAUAUAUUGAUCAACUAGAGAAAAAUCAUGCAGGUGAACUGCUGUGUUCCGCCCAUAAUGCAAUCGGACAAACAACAAAACAAUUUAGUCUAAGUGUUCUAGAUAAUCAAGUUACAACAACGGUCGCCUAUGAGAUACAAUCGAAUCCACUACCUUUUCUUGUUAUAUCACCGAAAAACUUAACUCUUGAUUAUGGAGACUCGCUGGAAUUAAUUUGCCAAACGAAUCUCAUUAGUCCGUUAGACAUUCAAUGGUUACACAACGGUCAUUCAAUAGAUAAUAUUCAAUAUUUGACACAUUUCUACGAUAGAAAUGUUCUUCGAAUUAAUAAAGCUGCCGAUGAACACACGGGAGUGUAUCAAUGUUUUGCGAAUAACUCGUCAAAUCAACAAUUUAUCAUUUCUUCGCCUGUGACAGUUACCGUUCGACCUCAUCCACAAAGCCACAACCGUGCUGUAAUGGCGGGUCAUCGUCUAAUCCUCUCCUGUGAAAUCGAUUCGAUCAUCAAUAACAAUUUCCUUGGUAUUAUCGAAUGGUUUCAUAAUGGUUUACCAUUGAAAGUCAAUUCCGAGAAUCGAAAUCGAAUUGAUUACCGAAACGGAACAUUAAUCAUCGAGCAGACAUCAGCAUCCGAUUCAGGCGUCUAUAAAUGUCUAUUUCGAAAUGGAAAUGGUACGCGUACAGAAUCCUAUCAUUCAAUCAAUAUUUUCACACGACCGGCAUUUACCAUUAAACUUCCGCGAGUAGCACAGCAACUCGUGACUGGUUCAAUGCUCUUGCUCAAUUGUCUUGCUGACGCAUGGCCAGAACCCGUAUUAAAAUGGUCUAAAAAUGGAAGUGCCCUUGAAGGAAUUGACGGUGUUCGCUUGCAAAUACUUUUUAAUAAUUCAUUAAAAAUCGACCCGGUGGAAUUGUCUGACACUGGGCGUUAUACAUGUUCAGCGGAAAAUACUUUAGGCAUCGCAACAACAACGUGUGAUGUGAUUGUUCACGAUAUUUUGCCAACGACAACAACGAUCCGUCAUCUCCAGGGUGAAAUAAAAAGAAUUAAUAUUGAUCAUAUUGUCCUUCAUUGGAAUUCAAUUUUGAAAAAAUCAACAUUCUAUCAAGUUCCAUUGAUACUUCAGUCAAUACUUCAAACAAACACCUUUUUCCUCUUUCCACCGUCUUGGUUUUUCUUAACGACAAACACAAACAAUUCUUUUCCAUAUUGUUCGAUUGAUGAUGCCUUCCAUCGGCAGAUCAAAGUUUCCUUUGCCGAUGGUUCACAUCUCCACAUCAUUGAAAAAGCAUCCGAUGAGUCUAUCCAAUUCAACGGUACCUAUCCCGAUGAUUAUCAGUUCGAACAAGAGAUAAUUCUCGCUGAAACAGUCGUUCAAACCCGGCGAGGUAUGCUAGUUGCUAGUAGAUAA
Molecule: messenger RNA, 9162 nt
Organism: Adineta ricciae
Lineage: Eukaryota; Metazoa; Rotifera; Eurotatoria; Adinetida; Adinetidae
Source: the annotation of a GenBank genome assembly